This is a messenger RNA of Podarcis raffonei (Aeolian wall lizard), 2591 nucleotides long. It is a transcript of the gene SULT2A1, whose product is annotated as sulfotransferase family 2A member 1. NCBI's taxonomy places the organism in Eukaryota, Metazoa, Chordata, Lepidosauria, Squamata, Lacertidae. Gene Ontology annotation, molecular function: sulfotransferase activity. Bases 540 to 1439 code for a protein of 299 amino acids. Gene Ontology annotation, biological process: sulfation. The transcript has 7 exons. The record is from RefSeq and is a predicted model, not a curated record. Gene Ontology annotation, cellular component: cytoplasm.
UUAGCAACUCAGAUCGUAGCAAAAGCAGGGGGGAAAAAACCUUAGGACGAUGCAGAAAUCUUCAUCUUUUGAAUUCAAGUGGACAAGGAAAGGCUGAGGAGGGGGUGUCAGGUGAUGGGGUUAACAACAACAGGCAUUCCAGCCGCAGCGAGUGGGACAAAGCAACGCUCACAGCAACAAGGCCUGCUUAUGAAUGAGACUCACAACAUCUGAUUCACAUUAUUUCCACCCAUGCACAUUUCUUUUUUGUUUAAAGCCAGGGUCAGCGAGGGCUGUAUAGACUGUGUGGGACAUUCUGUUAAUGAUUUGCUUUUGGGUCGCUGCUGCUGCUGCUGAGGCACACGAGAAGAUUAAUAAAGACCUUCUGAAGAAGAAGGAGGCAGGCUGAGCUUGAGGCAAGCAGGUGGGAGAUUUAGCUGCCCGCUACUCUUUGGUAGUAGACGUUACCACGUAAUCCCACCCAUCCCUGCAAUUUUGCUGCGGUCUCCUGGAACUUCUCUUGCUCCCUGCACAUCCAAGGAAGCCAUAUUAUUGCACAGAUGGCUGUCCAGUAUGUCCAUUAUAAGGGGAUAAAGUUCCCCCCUGGAUAUAAUUCUGUGGAGAACCUUUGCUUUGCUGAGAAUGAGUUUGAAGUGCGAGAUGACGACAUCUUCAACGUGACUUACCCCAAGUCUGGAACAGUGUGGAUGAUUGAGAUCCUCAGCUUGAUCCUCAAUGGAGGUAAUCCAAGCUGGAAUCAAUCUGUGCUUAAUUCCUGCCGUGCCCCCUGGUUCACCACCCAGCUAGGCCUGGAGGCAGCGCAUCUCCUCCCACCUCCACGGCUGCUCACCUGUCACCUCCCCAUUCAUAUCUUCCCCAAAGCCUUCUUCAGCUCCAAAGCUAAGGUGGUGUACACAUUGCGGGACCCCAGGGAUGUACUUGUUUCUUACUAUCAUUUUUCCAAAAUGUGUGUCCCAUUUGAGAACCCCAAAUCCUUCAACCACUUCCUGGAGAGUUUCCUGAGUGGGGAUGUACCUUUUGGAUCGUGGUUUGACCAUGUCACAGGUUGGAUGAAGCUGAAAGGCAAAAGCAACCUCCUUUUCAUCAGCUACGAGGAGCUGAAGCAGGACCUGUUUGGUAUUGUGGAACGCCUCUGCCAUUUCCUAGGGAAAGAGCUCGAUGAAGCAGCGAUUACAUCAGUGGUGGAGAACACUUCCUUCGAAGCCAUGAGAAGGAAUGACAUGUGCAACUCAACAAUGCUUCCCAAGGAAUUUAUGGACCAAGAGAAAGGGACCUUCCUGAGGAAGGGCAUCUGCGGAGACUGGAAAACUCACUUCACGGUGGCACAGUCUGAAUACUUUGACAAGGUUUACCAGGAGAAGAUGGAGGGCCUGAAAGGAAUAUUCCCUUGGGAACACACUAGGCAGGAGAACCACUUGGGAAAAGGCCUUAAUUUCUGAACUGAAAGAUGCUGCAGCUUAAGCUUGUCUGUCUGUUACCAAGAAAGCCUUUCCUUAAUCCUAAACCCUAAAGUAGAGGCACUUUUUGUAGGGGAAAUGUAUGUGCUCGGAGCAAUUCAUAACAUUUUUUAUAAUUUCACAUGCUUCAGGGUGCUGGAUGUGAACACAUGUUAUGCUUCAGGGCACAGAGUGGCAUAUGAUGUAUCAUGUGAAGGCAUCUACUGCAGUCAUCUGGCUGAAGAUGGGCUGCAUUGGAAUUAGCAGGGGGAAACUGACGGAGGCUGCCUUAAGUUGCACAGAAGAAAACGGGGAUCUAAUCAUGUUUCUUUUUCAAAAGAAAUAUUAUUAAGGCAAGCAACGAACAGCAACUGAAUAUAGCGAUGCAACACACUAUUAAUCUCAAGAUGGUAAAUAGCAAAAGAAAGGCAAUUUUUAAAAUAAUAAUACUCAGUGCUUUUUUUCUAAAAAAUGUUUAGGGGUACAGUGGUACCUCAGGUUACAUACGCUUCAGAUUACAUACGCUUCAGGUUACAGACUCUGCUAACCGAGAAAUAGUGCUUCAGGUUAAGAACUUUGCUUCAGGAUGAGAACAGAAAUCGUGCUCCGGUGGCGCAGCGGCAGCAGGAGGCCCCAUUAGCUAAAGUGGUGCUUCAGGUUAAGAACAAUUUCAGGUUAAGAACGGACCUCCGGAACGAAUUAAGUACUUAACCCGAGGUACCACUGUACUCUCAUUUUGACUCAAGAAAACCACCAUUUUAUAGUUCAAAUAGGGGAAAAAUAAAUACAGUAAAUGGACAAAAGUACAAAGAUUCACAAAAUGUUUAGGAGUAUGUGUCCCCCAGCGUCCCCACAAAAAAAAGAACUGAUAAUAAUAAUAACAACAACCACCACCAGUUUUACAGACAACCACAACCGAGACCAUAUUUUAGAAUCAACAGUGUGGAUUUCAGAAAGUUAUUAUUCUACAAUGUUUGUGGGAAAGGGCUUCCGAACCCCAUAAAAUAAGCUUGAGGGAAGGAUGGGUGGCAAAGGCAGAGAGGACUGCAAAAGCAUGUGUUUGGGGGGCAGCAUUUUGAUUUGAGCUAAUCAGAUGCCUUUCCUAACUAAACAGUUUUUAAAAAUAAAUAAAUAAAUAAAAACGGAUUAAAUUUA